AUGGACCGACGCCAUGGAGUCUCGGCCCCGACGGGCAUCCAGCAGCUCAACAGCGAGAACGAGGCCGCUCGCUUCGACGAGGCCCUGGCCGGCUACUUCCAAAAUGACAACUCCGAUACCCCCGAAACCUGCUUGAAGCAUCUCAAGCGCCUGCUACGAGAUUCCGCAGCUCCAGUGCAGUCUCAUUGCAUUAAGAAGCUCCACUUAACAGUGCUGUGUCAAUUGCAGCGAGGCAGCAGGCCGCCUACCGUCUUCUCCAGGGCGGUGGCGCUGUGUGAUGAGAUUUUCAAGCGGUCCGUGGUGUUUCGAGCGCUGAUCACGAAUCAAACGGCCUCGUUCUUUGAUCAGCUGCUGGUGGCUGCGGGUGAAGACCCGAGUGCCAAUGUUUCAAGAGCGUUGCGGGCGAGAACGCAGGGGUCCCCGCAGGUGACGGAGGUGCUGGCGCUGAUUGAGACGUGGAAGCAGGACUUUGGAGACAAAUACCCGUCGCUGGUGGCAGGCCAUGCUGUGCUGAUGCAGAGAGGGUAUGCGUUCCCACACAGACGUGAGAGGCGGCAGGAACAACGACAGCGAGAGGUCGACACGAGACGGCAUCGUGAACGCGUGAGUGAAGCCAAGAAGCAACAAAGAGACAAAGAGAUGGCGCAGUUUGUGCCGGAGAUGGAGCAGGUGCUGGUGGAGAUGAACCGGGUCUUUGAGAUUCUGGUGCCGACGCUGGACGCGUUUGAUGUGCGAGACGGGUCUGACGAAGAGGAAGAGAAAUCGGCAUUGCCAGGUCCUGCAGAUGAUAACGAUGACGUAGAGUGGGAAAGUGUGGAGACGAAAGACAACGCAGCUUCUAGUAUUUUGCAGGGCGAAGCCUCUGACAGCGAUGAUGACGGCAACAACAUGGACAUCAAUGACAUUGUGCAAGCAUACGGUCUCGGAAGCUCGUCGUACCAGCUGACCAUCGAGGUUUCCAAGCAAGUGUGCGAGGAAUCUUCUGAUAACGACGCGCUCUUCCGAAGUCUGGCGGAUGGCGCACUGCGUAUGCGAAAACGUUUCCUACCCUUGCUAGACGACUGGGAGCAGCACUCGAGGCUCACAGGAUCGUCUUCAUCCAGCUCUGCGACGAUACAGGUUCAACGCGAGGUGCUGCUGCAGAUCGGGGACUUGCGUGACCGCAUGACGCGUGCUUUGCUGAAGUGGGAUGAUCUUGUCCAAGGCGCGAAGAAACCCAAUAAGAAUAAAUCCGCUCGACCGGCGGUGGUCUCGCUACCACUUGAUGCGUACGAGCCUCCAACCAAGCGUCGACGUCGUACGAGCAAUAUUAAGUAA
Molecule: messenger RNA, 1317 nt
Organism: Phytophthora sojae
Lineage: Eukaryota; Oomycota; Peronosporomycetes; Peronosporales; Peronosporaceae
Exons: 4
Coding region: 1-1317 (438 amino acids)
Biological process (GO): transcription-coupled nucleotide-excision repair; response to UV
Cellular component (GO): chromosome
Molecular function (GO): ubiquitin binding; RNA polymerase II complex binding; phosphatidylinositol binding
Source: RefSeq, a predicted model, not a curated record